Messenger RNA from Caenorhabditis remanei, 876 nucleotides. RefSeq lists its product as uncharacterized. The transcript is spliced from 8 exons. The coding region runs from base 1 to 876 and encodes 291 amino acids. The record is from RefSeq and is a predicted model, not a curated record. Lineage: Eukaryota; Metazoa; Nematoda; Chromadorea; Rhabditida; Rhabditidae.
AUGAGGUUAGCCUCCUCUCAAGUACGAUCACUGAGCACUAGGUCUGAAAAAGAUUUUGAACGGGUUAUUUCGGUAUAUCAGUUAUGGAAAAAGUACAAGUUUCGAUUCGAUGAAUUGACGUCUCCACAAGAGCCAGCCAUCGAUAUCUCAAGAAGUGAUAGAAAACACGACUAUUAUGAGCACAUUUCUCUGGUUCCAGGAUGCCCUCGAAUCGCUUUAGAAGCUCCGACUGGAUUCAUUCAAAAAGCGAAAACCAAUGUGAAAGGAUACAUGAGAAAUGCUUUUGUACGCGGAAUUGGUCUCCAAGAUGAUAAAGACGACUUUAUCGAGCUGUGCAACUCAACUUUUUUCGAAAUUUUGAGAGCGAUGAGAGAAGAAGACUUUUCCAAACUUUCGGAAGUCACACUUGGUGGAAAUGAGACACUUCAGUUUCAUCGUUCGGCCGCUCACAAGCUCACAAAAGUUCAGAGAGAAGCAUUGAAUAUCACACAAGAUGACUUGCUCGGUGACAAUGGUCACAUAAUCAGGCAGCCGUAUUUGAAAUAUGAAGUCGGACCAUACAUACAUAAUAUAGAUUUCACGAAUGUUGAUGCCGCGGGGAAUACAUAUCCAGCUGCAGGCGAAAAUCAAGGAGACAAAGUAUUGUGCCGGUACAAAGUAGUCAUUGGUGGAGUUUAUAAAUUCGCCUUGCUUCGUAAAGAGAUGGAGAAAGAAACCGGUUGGGACCAUAAAAUCAAAACUCCUAAAGAUUACGGCUUCAAAUGGCCACGAUACACAAUUGUCGAAUUGGAUAUAUGUCAAUGGGCACAGAAUAAGAUGCCUAUCAAAUUAGAUGUUAAUAGAGAUAUAUAUGAUUUUCAUGUAUUCUCAUUUUAA